Molecule: messenger RNA, 1416 nt
Organism: Microthlaspi erraticum
Lineage: Eukaryota; Viridiplantae; Streptophyta; Magnoliopsida; Brassicales; Brassicaceae
Source: the annotation of a GenBank genome assembly
AUGGGUUGCUGUCUCAGCAAAAAACCUUCUCUUCCUCCUCUAUCGAUCCCUCUUACCAAUAAUGUUAAAGCCACAGAUCUUUCAAAACCGGUGAUUAAGCUUCGUCCCGCAACGGAAGAAGCUGAACCGGUGAUUAUAUCUGAGAAGAUACAAGAAGAACAAGAAGAAGAAGAAGUUGUGGUGGUAAAACACAGAAGAAGCCAUGAGAGAAGCGAGAAGACAGACUCAGAUGGACCUCCGGUGGAGAAAUCAAUCGAUUCGAAUUCGAAUUCUAACUCCGUCGUGGUUGUGAGGACUUCGAGCUGCACGAAAGAAGAAGUGGACGCUAUACUGAUACAAUGUGGGAAGCUGAGCCGGAGCAACUCCGCCGCGAAAACGAGAAGAUACUCUGGGUCGAAACGAAGCUUCGAUUUCGACCAGAACGAGAGGAUCCGCGGCGGUGAUGUGGUGGAGGAAGAGGCGGCGGCGGAGAGGAAGUCGCAGACGCCGCAGAGAAAUCGCCACCGUGGAAUAGAGAGAGUGAAUGGCUCGCCUCGUGAACGGAGAAGACGAACUCCGAGCAGAGAAAGAGAAGAUCUCAGAAGUUACCGAUCAGGGAGCAGAGAAAGAGGGAACGGCGGCGGUGGAAGCAGACGGGUGAGUAGAUCUCCGGGAAAACGAUCGGAGACGACUACAAACCCUAAUCCUAAUUCGUUUGCUGGGAGUGGCAAUUUAGUCAUUUCGAGCAAUAUUAGAGCUGGAAAGUUUGUUACAGUUCCGGCGACGGAAAAGAGUAACAACAACGGAGAGCCGUCGAUUAAACGAUUAACUGUUAAGAGAAACAUCGGAGAAGCUUGUAGAACCGCUGCGAGUAAUGUUCAACCUCCUCCGCCGUCGCUUAGCCGGAGCUCUUCAAGGAAAGCGGAGCAAUCGCCGUACCGGAGGAAUCCACUCGGAGAAAUCGAUCAGAACUCGAUGAAAGGAGACAAAUCUGGAUCUGUGGGUGUUCAGAAACCUAAUCCCAAGACGACGAUUAGAGCUGCUUCAAGCCCGAAUCGGAGUAGAUCAAUGAGAAAAUCUCGAGAUUUCGAUUUCAGUCAAUCAAACGAAGAAGAUGAUAACAACAACAAGACGACGACGAACAAUUAUACUGCGUUGUUGUUAAAAGACAUUGAGAAUUUUCACGGGAAGAGUAAUAAUAAUGUGGAAGAUGAUGAUGCUUCGGUUUCGUUUAAUCUUCUUCCGUCUUGUGUUACAAAGGCUUGCUCCAUUGUUGAAGCAGUGGGUUUGAGCUCUGAUUCGAGCCAGUUUAGAUUCACAUCGACUGCCAAGAAAGCGGAUUUGAUGGAGCCGAGCUUUGAAAAGUAUGUGACUGUGAAGAGAGGAUGUUCGUUGGAGGAGCAAGAGUCAUCAGGAAGCAACUCUGUGUUGCUGUAG